AUGGCAUCCCAACUCAAAGAGGAAAAGGGGGCUGCUAACCGGGACUUACGCAAGGGAGUUCUCCAGGUGAAGGAGGAGCAAAUACAGGACCCUUGGGAUCAACCGUGGGAUGACAAACAGGAACUCCAGGAGGAAACUGCCCAACUCAAGGAGGAAAGGGAUGCCUUUAUCUAUAUAUUGCUGUCUAAUGCUGUGACCGUCAUCUUUUUUCUUGGAAAAGGCAUAAGAGACUUGGAAAAGAAAAUAAAGGAACUCCUGGAGCAAAUGGGGGACUUGGAAAAGACAAUAAAGGAACUCCAGGAGCAAAUGGAUAAACCGUGGGAGCACAAACGUGCCUUAAUCUGUUUAUUGCUGUCUAUUGCUGUGACCGUCAUUAUAGUUCUUGAAAAAUGCAAAAGUAACUUAAUCUGUUUAUUGCUGUCCAGUGGUGUGACCGUCAUCCUACUACUUGGAAAAAGGAAAAGUAACUUAAUCUGUUUAUUGCAGUCUAGUGGUGUGACUGUCAUCCUAAUUCUUGAAAAAUUCAAAAAUCAACUGUGGGAGGACAAAUAUCAACUGUGGGAGGACAAAUGUGCCUUAAUCUGUUUAUUGCUGUCUAGUGAUAUGACCGUCAUCCUAAUUCUUGAAAAAUUCAAAAGUAGCUUUAUCCGUUUAUUGCUGUCUAAUGGUGUGAAGGUCAUCCUAGUUCUUGAAAAAUUCAAAAAGGAACUGCAGGAGCAAACAGGAGAAUUGGAAAAGACAAUAAAGGAACUGCAGGAGCAAACAGUGAAACCCCAGGAACAAAUAGAUGAAAUAAAGAAGGAAUUAGAAUGGAGAAGGGUUCGGAACAAUUCAGAUGACAUCACUCUUCAUGGAGUCACGGCCCACCCCAACCUCUCCAUUUCUGGGGAUAAGAAGAGUUUUACACAUGAAGCCCAACCUCAAAAAGUUCCAUCAAAUCCAGAGAGGUUCGAUUCGACCGUAUGUGUGUUGGGCUCUGACGGAUUCUCCUCUGGAAAGCACUACUGGGAGGUGGAUGUUGUGAGCAGCACUGACUGGGACCUGGGAGUGGCCAGAAAGUCAAUACAGAGAAAAGGAAAACUUUCCCUGUCCCCUAAAGAGGGAUUCUGGGCUCUGGGUCUGAGUGGGAGAGAUUAUUGGGCAAAAACAGACCCAUGGACCCUGGGUCAUAGUGCAGAAAAAGCCCAAGAAAAUUGGAGUUUACCUUAGUUACCAAGAGGGGCAGGUGAUUUUUUUCAAUGUAACUGACAUGUCUGUGUUGUUCACAUUUAAUGAUUGUUCAUUCUCAGGAGAGGUUUAUCCAUUCUUUAAAAAUUCCCACAAAGAAACAACAAUGAGAAUUUGUUCAAUUAAAGAGGAAUAUAUAUAACAUGACACUGAUGAUGAUUUUAUACUGAUGUAACUGAAAUCAAGGUUUUCAUUAAUGUAUUUUGAUUAAAAAGCUAUGUUUUUUUUAAAU
Molecule: messenger RNA, 1459 nt
Organism: Chrysemys picta bellii (western painted turtle)
Lineage: Eukaryota; Metazoa; Chordata; Testudines; Emydidae
Source: RefSeq, a predicted model, not a curated record